This is a messenger RNA of Amborella trichopoda, 796 nucleotides long. RefSeq names its product MAP kinase substrate 1 (gene MKS1). Lineage: Eukaryota; Viridiplantae; Streptophyta; Magnoliopsida; Amborellales; Amborellaceae. The record is from RefSeq and is a predicted model, not a curated record. Gene Ontology annotation, cellular component: nucleus.
UCACCUCAUCAUCUCCUCUCCAUUGACCUUCCCCUUUUUAAACUUUUGUUUGUAGUCUUGGCAAACUCAAAACCUUGUUUAAUUUCUCCUCCACAGCCGGAAAACCGCACAAGAACACAAAUUUCCCCGGAAUUUCUCACGACAAAUAUGGCUUCGCCUGAAUUUUACGCCGGAAAACCCCCGCGCAAGGAAUUACAAGGCCCCCGGCCCGCCCCUCUCAAGGUUCGAAAGGACUCUCACAAAAUCAAGAAACCACCAACUGGCCUUCCCCCUCAGAACUCCCUACCUCUAAACCACCAAACCCAAAACCGCCCUCCAGUUAUCAUCUACACUGUUUCCCCGAAAGUGAUUCACACAAAAGCGAGCGACUUCAUGACCCUGGUUCAGAGCCUGACCGGUGUUUCCUCGUCUUCGGUGGAGGUUUCAGGGAUCAAUGGCGGUUUCCCGACAGAUAAUUUUGUGGGGAAUGAAUUUUCCAGCGGUAUUCCGGCUAUUGAAGAGCUGAAUAUGCCGGCUUCAGGUGGUCAUGGGAUAUUAUCGCCUUUGCCCUCGUCUUUACCCCCUAUUUCACCGAGCUGGUUUUUACCCUCACCUGAUUACGCUGGUUUCGCUAACAAGGGUAUGUUUAGUCCUUCAGUUUUAAUUGGGAGCAAGGGUUUAGAGGGAGAAAGCUUUGGGGUUAAUGGUUCGAGCCUUUUAUUGGGACCUAUUACUUCGCCUAAUGUUUCAUUUGAUAUGUGUAAUAUGAUUUUCGAGUUUUAGGUGAGUUAAAGAAUGAGCUAAUUCUGGUGUUUAA